This is a messenger RNA of Cutaneotrichosporon cavernicola, 1185 nucleotides long. RefSeq lists its product as uncharacterized. Lineage: Eukaryota; Fungi; Basidiomycota; Tremellomycetes; Trichosporonales; Trichosporonaceae. The transcript has a single exon. Bases 1 to 1185 code for a protein of 394 amino acids. The record is from RefSeq and is a predicted model, not a curated record.
AUGCCCCGCUCUCCCUCACCCUACCGCCGCCGCCGUUCCCCCUCACCACCUCGCUACCGCGGCGGCGGCGGAGACAGAUACCGCGGCGAAGAUUGGGACGACCGUGACAACCUGCGCCGACGCAACAAGCGCGGCGGCCGGAAGGAGAAGGAGCGUCGCGCGGCCGUGGCAAUCGAGGACGAGUGGGGUGCCUACAACCGCCGCCGGGGACGUGAUCGCAGCCCAUCAAGCUCAGUCCCAACGCCGAGCAGAGCCGGCUCACCUGAAGAGGGACAAAUCACGAGCCCUUCUCCGCGCCGCGAACGUAGUCCUAGUCCGCGUCGAGACCGGGAUCGGGAUCGUGACAGGGAUCGCGACCGCGAUCGCGACCGUGACCGCAGCCGCUCACCACGCCGCUCGCCUUCUCCACAUCGGUGGCGCGACCGUGAGCGUGAGCGCGAUCGUGAGCGUGAGCGCGAUCGCGACCGCUCCCCACGUCGCGGGUUUCAGGACAUGUAUGCGGACCGAUACCGUGGGGAUGACUACGACGACGACCGCGACCGCGACGACAGGGACCGCGGGCGGCGACGAUGGGACCGCUCGCGCUCGGCGAGUCCGCGUCGGCGUUCGCCUAGCAUAUCGUCGCCCGACUCGCGCCGAUCGCCCAAGAGCGGAGGGAAUAGUCCGCGGCCCACCUCGUCAUCCGCAACGCCGCGGCGCCCACCUACGGGACCUCGCGCUUAUGGACCUGGCUCGCGCGGUCCCCCGACUGGGUACGGCGUGCCCGUACCCCUCGAGGGCGUACGUCCCCCAUGGGCUGCUCGCCCACCACCCAACGCGCCAAGCGGGCCGGCUGCGCUUGUGCAUGCCUUACCCGUUCCCAUUCCCAUUUCCAUUCCCAUUCCCAUGUCCGUGGCCGUGCCAGUUCCAGUGCAAGUACAAGUGCCCGAGGACCCCGAAGUGGCUGCCCGCGCCGAGCUCCCGGCUCUCACAGUGUCGUUCGUGGGCGCAUGGGAGGUCGAGCUGGCUGCUCACCAUAAAGUCAUGGCAACCGCUCAGGCGACCACGGAUCGGGCACUGGCAGCGCAGCGUGUCGCGGCAACUAUACUUGCCGACGCGGAGGCUGAGAUGGCCGCGGCGGCGGAGCGGCACAAGGUCACGGAAGAGCAGCUGGGGGCAUCAAUUAACGCCAUGAUUGGUGUGUAG